This is a messenger RNA of Mus musculus (house mouse), 23817 nucleotides long. It is a transcript of the gene Neto1, whose product is annotated as neuropilin (NRP) and tolloid (TLL)-like 1. The record is from RefSeq and is a predicted model, not a curated record. Lineage: Eukaryota; Metazoa; Chordata; Mammalia; Rodentia; Muridae. The transcript has 5 exons. Bases 2899 to 3471 code for a protein of 190 amino acids. Gene Ontology annotation, cellular component: membrane; axon cytoplasm; glutamatergic synapse.
GUCAUCUAUUGGCUGGAGCACAGGGCCCCCAAUGGAGGAGCUAGAGAAAGUAUCCAAGGAGCUGAAGGGGUCUGCAACCACGUCUUCUUAAGAAUUCCUGUGAUCAGCUAUUCUCUCAACUACCACCACUGGCCAGAAGCCCACCCUGUACCCCGCAGGUGACCCAGUUUCCAGGAAGCCUUUCUCACAGGCAGUCUUUGUCACACACUUCACUUCUCCAAUGUCUCUUAUUUCUGCUGGCUCUAAUCUGCUCUCCCCAACCCCAUUCCCAAAUCCAUGUGGGCACAAGAAUCACAUGUGGGUCACAUGACUUCCGUAGGACAUUCUGUGGGGGCCUUAUGCAAGUAGUUGUGUGCAGAGACUCACCAGCUCAGCAGCAGCCACAGACACAGCUUUCCAGCUUUCCCGUUUUUUUCAGGCUCAUAGCUCCUCUUACAGGCCUGACUUCAAAAGAAAUUGGCUUGCUGGAGAAGAAAUAGUACUCUCUCCUGUGAUUCAUAAUCUCUCUCUCUCUCUCUCUCUCUCUCUCUCUCUCUCUCUCUCUCUCCCCCUCUUUCCUUCUUCCUCUUCCUCUAUGCCAAAUUCUCUCACUCUCUUUUCUCCUUACCUAGUCUAUAAGGGCUGUUAUGUUCCUUUACUCCACCAUUCAAGACUUGCAGUCCUGAAUAUCCAGGAACUAGACGCUUGAAUUUCAGUGUUGAUCCCCUCGUAGACUAGAGUCACCCAUUCUGCACCAUGCGUGCCUCAUGCCACCCUCUCCAGCUCCAAUAUGGGAACCGGUGGACCUCAUCACCUGCCUUCAAUGCACUCAGCAGACACCCUCACACCCACGUGGACCUAUUCAGCAGCAGCAGCAGGUAGCUGCUGUGAGACUGUAGCUUUGGUUUUGGAUUCUCUCUCUCUCUCUCUCUCUCUCUCUCUCUCUCUCUCUCUCUCUCUCUCUCUCUCUCUCCUUUUUCAGGCCCCGGUUCUUAGGUUAUUAGGCUUCUCUGAGAGGACUCCUUAGCAUCCUCAUUUAGCUGUCUCUCUUUAUGGUUCUUCACACCGUCAUUCCCAUACUACUAUUGAGAUCCCCCGCUGAGCGCGGUCAGUCUGAGCUGUAGUGCUGCAGGUGCCAGAGGGUCGUUCAUCCCCACAGCUUGCAUGGCUGUUGUCAGCACAGACCGGGCAGCAGCGACCUAGGAACCAGCGCGCCAGCCAUCCUAGUGCUUCUGGAAAGGGGUUGGAGGAGGUGCUGUACUGACAGGGGAAGGAGGACUCCCAGAUGCUGCCUUCUCCAGCCCCCUCCCCGCCCCCCUCACCAACUCCACGGCGCUGCCUCUUCGUGUUUACUGUGAUUUCGCAUUCACCUAUCCGUAAUUUUCCGAAUUGGGGGCUCUUCCUGCUGUUUUCCAGCAACUCCUUUCUCCUGUGAGUUUCACCCGCCCAGCGCGCGAGCGUUUGGAUGUAUUAGGGUGGGGUGAUCUGUGUUUGCUUUUAGACGAUUUUGAGUAUUUUUCCGACAGAAAAGCACAUUUUAAGGGACUGCGUAUUUACAGUAGCAGUUUGGGGUGAUUCUCCAGCGAAUCUCCUCUAGUGAUUAAACGUGAAACUUUUACCGCUGCUUUCCUUUUUCUUCCAGCGCCCGGGCUUUCGCUCUUAGACCAGCUGGCUAGAGGGUGAAGUAUUUAUUCACCCUUUAGAAGAGAGGGGACUCGAAAGCUCCAGUUGGAGGGACGGAAGACAGUCAUUUCUAACCUUUAAAAAGUGAAAACCCCAACUCAAAGGGGCAUUUUUUUUUUUUUUUUUUUUGCAUGAUGGCCCCUCCCUCUUCCACGCCUUUCACCCUCCACUGAGAUGCAGUGGGGAAUUCGCUAAGCUCCUCUAGCCCCUUCUGCUGGAGCUGGCUGAGUGAAAGAGCCCAGCCUGGUCCUCACCCCCUCCCCAUCCCCCACGAACCAAGCCGCUGUGAUGUCCUUGCUGUCGCCGCCGCCCCAUUCCGCCGCGCACCAGCCCUGGGGGCACCGGCUGUGCUCAGCUGCCCAGUCUCACCCAGGCUUCAGGCUUCCUGGAGGGUCAUGCAACCUAUAGCUAUGAUUAAGACUCUCACUUGGUAACUCUGCCAUAUUCCUUAUCUUUCCCCCCCUUCCCUCCCCUCCCCCUUUAACCACCCCCGUGUUCCCCUCCACCACCCUUGAGCCCUCCCCCGCCCCCAGACGCCCACCCUUAGACUCCUUUUCCUGCAAGAUCGCAGAGGUGGCGCGCAGCCCGACGAGCCGAUGACGGACCCCUGCCUCCCGCCUUCAAUGCCUCAGCAGAAGACCCCCAAAGGCUGGAGAGAGGAGGGCUGCGGCUGGACAUCCUCCGGGCGACGCUGCUCGGACCUGGUGCUAGUGGUGGAUGAGACUGGCGACUGAACAAGUCCCUGCCUCUGACUUCGCUGUCGUCUGCCCAGUCGUUGCCGUCGAUCCGGACCGGUCCCCACCUUGCGCCUUCUGCCUCUCACACCAGAUCGGGUCCCGGCUUCGGGCGCCCCGGGGCUCGCCCCGCGCCUGCCGCCGCCCGCGCGCCGACUGCCCGCCGCGUCCUCCUGACAGCUGCGGCGGCGGUGAUGCAGAGGAGGAGGGCGCUGCCGGCGGCGGUGCUCAUGGUGGCGGUCGGCGCCCGGGUGUAAUGCGAGCGUCAUGGUGGAGAUGCUGGCUUCGCGGCGGUGAGAGAGCAAAGGAGGGCGAGAGUCAGCCAAGGGCGGAAGACAAACCAGUUCCGAUGCUUUCUUUCCUCUGUCGCUUUCCCCCACUCUAUUUUACCCGUGGUUUGCAUAUUUAAAAUCUCUGGACUCAAUCCUCUCCCUACCACCGAAGUCUCCCCGCUUCUAAAUGGAAUUAGUGGAGAUCGGAGCCUCUGGUGUAACGCACAGACAUGAUCUAUGGACGCAGUUUGUUUCACAUUAUAGCAAGUUUAAUCAUCCUCCAUUCUUCUGGAGCAACCAAGAAAGGAACAGAAAAACAAAUCACCCCAGAAACACAGAAGUCAGUGCAGUGUGGAACGUGGACAAAGCAUGCAGAGGGAGGUGUCUUUACGUCUCCCAAUUAUCCCAGCAAAUAUCCCCCAGACCGAGAGUGUGUCUACAUCAUAGAAGCUGCCCCAAGGCAGUGCAUUGAACUUUACUUUGAUGAAAAAUACUCAAUCGAACCAUCUUGGGAGUGCAAAUUUGAUCAUAUUGAAGUUCGAGAUGGACCCUUUGGCUUUUCUCCAAUAAUUGGAAGGUUCUGUGGACAACAGAAUCCACCUGUAAUAAAAUCUAGUGGAAGAUUUCUGUGGAUUAAAUUUUUUGCUGAUGGCGAGCUGGAGUCUAUGGGAUUUUCAGCUCGAUAUAAUUUCACACCUGGAGACCUGCAUAGAAAUAGGGUGGCAUUUGCAUCACCAGCAAAUAUUGAAGACCUAGAUUUCCUCCUGUUUAAAGUACCCAUCACUGGCAUCAUUUCUGAAUAGAGAUUCACUCAGAAAGUCUGUGUAUAUCUGCACAAUUGACACAAAAAGUGCUGAUGUUAGUUAUAUUUUCUUGUAGCACAUAGCUUAAAUGUUUACUCACUUUCUUGUGGUUUCCUAUGAAGAAUAAUGUUCUACAUUUUCACAUUAUUCAUUUUAUAAAUUUUUAUCUAUAAUUUUGUGAUUUAAAAACUUUCAUGUGUCAGAAUCUUGUGGGGAUUAUUUCAUCAGUUAAAUCCCAUAUUUACUUACUUUUAGACUAGGUUUUUACAUGUUGAAUGAAGCAGGACUCUUUUCUUUUGUAUCAUCUAUGUAUGGUUUCCAGGUUAUACCAUCAGAAAUAUUUGCAGACAAUCCCCCAAAGAAUGUUCUGCUGAAGAAAGUUCAAACACAAGGAUUUGUACUGUUUUCCUUGUGAGUCCCACCUCAGCAACAGCAAAACGUGUUCUUAUGUAAUAUUUUUUACAUUGCUUUUAGUAAGUAGUGAUUCUUGAUUUUUUCUCAGUAAUAAAACUAUGUUGCUACAAUUGUAUAUUUAAAAAUGUUUAUUUACAUUAAUGUAGUCAUUUCUCUCUGUGCCUGUGCCUGUGCCUGUGCCUAUGCCUGUGCCUGUGCCUGCGUCUGCAUCUGUGUCUGCAUCUGUGUCUGUGUCUACGUCUGCAUCUGUCACUCUCUGUCUCUCUCUGUCUCGCUGUCUCUCUCUGUCUCUCUGUCUCUCUCUGUCUCUCUGUCUCUCUGUCUCUGUCUCUGUCUCUGUCUCUGUCUCUCUCUCUCUCUCUCUCUCUCUCUCUUUCUGUCACUCUCUCUGUCUCUCCCCAUGUGCUACAAAGGAAUUAUAGAAAUAGAAGAAAACAGCUAGCAUUUGGUACUCUCCUUCCAUCAGGUGGGUGCUAGGGAUUGAAGUCAGAUCUUCCUGGUUGUAGCCCAUAACUGUACCUGCUGACUCAUCUUACCAGCCCAAUUGUAGAUUCUAAUUUCUCUUAGAUUCCAGAAAUAAUCCAUUAAUAAAACAACAUUGCAUCUAUUGAAUAAGAACGCACAUAUUAUAAAAUCUUCCAUCUUUUCAGUAAAAUUAAUCAUUUAAAGUUUUGCAAUUGUUCAGCUCAUGUCUAAUAGAAUUAAUCUCCCCGUAAAUAAUUUUGGCCUUAUAAUUAUUGGUGCAAUAGGCUUUUUGGAUUUAUAGUUUUUAAAUCAGUAAAAGUUUUUAUGUCAAAAAAUUAUUGAUAAAAUUGACAAUGUGGAACUUAUGAGCAUCUAUCCUUCAGAGGAAACCACAGGAGAGUAAAAAUGUCAGUUAUGUGCUACAAGAAAAUAUAACUAACAUCCAUACCCUUUGCAUCAAUAGCAUAGAGACACACAGACUUUCUGAGUGACUCUCUGUUCAGAGAUGAUACCUAAUUCAUCGGUUAUAACAGUGCCCACUGUGAACAUUUCUGUAUAACAUUUGUUUUUAGAUAAGAAAAGCAUCAUGUUAGACCUGUGUUCUCCUGCAGUCAGUUGGUCUGUUUCUUAAUGGUACAUUCAUCCCAUUUGUUCAUUCGUACCUGUAUAAUUGACUUAGAUGAAUCACACUGUCUAAGCCUUUAUAAUUCUCUCUCCCUUAUUUCUUUUCUUCACUGUGGUGUUCUCUUUUUAAUUUUCCCACUCAUUGUGUUUAGGUAUCUCUAUUUAUAUUUGCAAAUAAAUCCUCCUCUUUGCAUAUUCCCAUUGUAGUUACCACACCUACAUUGUGAUCUGACUUUAUAUUCUUUUUAGGAAAUACAUUCAGAAGUCCUUUGAGUUUUGGAUCUCAUGUUAUUAUCUUUCAGUCCUGCUGCUUUUGUUCCAUUCUCAGUGUGGCAUUUGAUCUGGAUCCACUCAUGUUCUCUCAUGUAUUGUCAUUCUGCAUUCCUUCCCACAUGAUAAUCAACUUCCAAGUGUCACUUACCUUGGGUGAGUUACAUCCUUUCAGAGAUGUAUUAAGUGAAAGUAGGCUUUGAGAAACAAUGCCAGUUUUGUUUGAAACCACUUUAUAUUGCUCUUACCCUUGAAAGUGUUUGGCUGGGGUAUUGGAGCUAGGUUGUUACUCACUUCCUUUUAGACUACAGAAUGAAACACUUGAAUGUUUACAGAUUCCACUCCAGAGGAAAGUGUCCUUCUUCCUUUCUGGAUCUUAUAAGGAUAACACCUUUUUGAACAUUAGAUGACCUCUAGUAAUUAAUACUUUUGUAAUUCAUCCUUGAAAAUUCCGUGAAGAUUUCUAUUUUCAUCCUGUUUUUUCUUUUCAUUUCUUUUACAUUUCCCGUUAUUCUCUCUUUACAUAAACUCGACACUGAAGAAUUUCUUAAGGUCCUUUCAAGGCAUGAAUUGUAAGCAGCUGCAAAAUCUGUGCAUCGAGUUGCUAACUUAGAUUACAAAAUUUUCCAUACUGAAGUCUAUAUAUUUCUCACAGAUAGAUGAUUCCUGCUGCUGGUGUUGUACUUGUAAUAUCUCUAACGUGUUAAGAUAUUCUUUGUUGUUUUGUAGCCUAAAAAUGAUCUCUCUAUUUCUAGAAGUCUUUAGCAUCAGUUUUGGUGAUGUGUUACUUAAAUCCCCUCUGUUAAGUUUGAUGCUCAUGAUCUUAACAUGUCAUAAAAGAUAUAGUGUCUUUUGAAGAAUUAUUUUUAGCAAUUUUGGGAGAUCUAGAAUGGAGUAACAAUUACAGAAAGAAGUUGUAUUUUCUUAGGCUGGACACUCUACUCAUUUGUGUUCCAUGUUAAGUGUAGCAUGCUUGAAGAUAUUUUUAUAAUGGUCUCCAUGUGGACUGCAAAUACCCAAGUGGAGAAAUGUGGUUUUAAGGGGUCUCCAGCAUUUUCAUCUCACUGUUUAGCCACAAUAUUUUCAUUUAUUUGUAUGCUAAAUAUGAGUUCCUCACCCCCUCUUGGGAAGUUUUUGGAAAAUUAGGAUGUCAUGAAGAUCCUUGCUUGAUCACUCGCGAUUGUAUUGUACAAUUUCAAAUUCAUAGAAUAGACAUUGUUACUCUCCGAUUCUUGACCUUGUUUAGACUCUAGACUUCAUCUUACAACACUUGAUAUGUGAUCCUGCAAAACCAAAACCUGUAAAAAUAGUGCACAGACAGUCUAGUCUGAUGCAUGUGCUCCUGUUACCUUAUGUAUAGCUUCAGAAUGAGAACUAUUAUGGAGAGAUGAUUAGCAGACUAUAUUUGUUCCUGGUCAAUUUUGCAGAGAGUAAAUAUCAAUCAUGGAUUCUUCCAAAUUUAUAGAACACUUAUUUCAUUAUUUCUAACUCUUGGUAACUCUUUUAUAACACAAUUGUUAAUUUUAGAUGUAAAACUGGCAUUGAAUAUGGUUUAGCAAGUUUUAUUAACUAGAUCACAUGAUGAUUAACAAGACUUUACAUUCAGGACAAUUUUCAAUGUUUGGUAUUCAAACAUUUUGUUUAUUGAAAUAUUAAAAUAUUUGUACACAUGAGCUCAUAUGAUCCUUCAUUUUAAAACUCUUCCCUUUCUAAAUAUAUGAUUUUAACAUUUCCCACUUACUGUGAAUUAUAACACUUGAGUUUACUGUAUCUUUUAUUUACCAAUUCAAACAACUCGAUUUUCCUCACAACACACCAACAGGGACAAAGUGCAUGGCCAGCUUAGUCUCAUUCUGCCUUAUAUCUUCAAAACAGACAUUUUUAUACAUUAUAUGUUUAAUUAAAUGCCUCGAUGCUAAAUAUAUAUGGUUUUGAAAGCACAUACACAAUGCCAUUGUUAUUGCUUGUUUCUAAUAAAAAAUUAGAUAAAACUAAUAUGCACUUAUUUAACCACACUUUCUCCUAUCUUAUUACAUUUCAAUAAAAUUAAUCUUUGCUUAUGUUUAUCAUUAUUAAUGGUGGUUUUAUUUCUAGAUGUAGAAUUUAAUAUCUUACUGCUUCACUCUGGCUAUCUUAAUUUGCAUCUCUAAUGAACAGGAAAAUCAAUACUGAGUUGACUUUCAAUAUUGUAGGUACAUAUAUAUCCACAAAAUAACAUACUUUUCGUAUAUAGUUAUGACUAUAUUUUAAUAAUUUGGACAUUAGCUAAUGGCAUUUUACCAUAUCUUUGAAUGUGUGGGACUAUUACUAAUGUUCUCAACAUUCUGAGAGCAUUUUGAAGGGAGAAACUGUGUGGAAUAUCUGCUUCUUGAGAUUCUGAAUUCAAACGUAGACCGUGCUAAAUUCUCCUUCAGAGCAAUAUUCACUAUUUUCUACAUCUGGGGAGAGGUUGCAAAUGUGGUUUAGGGUGUCACACAAAGUGACACAAAUGCUCUUUUAAGCUCUGUGAAACCGGUCACUCUAUUAACCUUUGUAAUUCUUUGAUUUAUUUGUAUCUUAAAGAUUUUUUUUCAUACUGUACGUUCUGAUCAUGUUUUCCUCUUCUUGUCUACUCUCAGAUCAACCUCACCUUCCCACCAAUUCAGCUCCAGGCCUUCUUUCCCUUUCUUUAGAAACAAACAAAAAGGCAGAUCAAUAAAAAUACAAACUGAUGAGAAUAUAACAAAGACAACAACAGCAAGAACAACAACAAAGAAACAAAGGAAAAACUGCACACCACACACACACACACACACACACACACACACACACACACACACACACGUCCAUAAACAAAGUCCAUAAAACCACAAAUCUUAAACCAUAAUAGAUGAGCCAAAGACAAGUAAGGUAAAAUAAUGCCUGAACAAAGUGUUAUGAGACAAAACAUCUCCAAAAUUUUUAUUGAGUUUGUUUUAUGUUGGUCCUUUACUGUAUGCUUAACAUACUGAGAGAGAAUCCACUGGAAAACACUAAUUAUUUUCUUUGUGAGUGGCUGCCAAUUAGAAGUUGCUUCUGGAUUAGAGAUAGAGCUUGUGUCUGCUUCCCUUCUCAGUGCCAGGACCCCAUCUGGAUUCUACCUGUGCAGGCCUGAGCAUGCUGCCCCAGUCUCUGUGUGUUGACAUGUUCAUCAGUCCUGUUGUGUCUGGGAGGCACUGUUUCUUCAGUGUCUUUCAAUCCCAAUCACUCUUACAAUCUUUCUACCUCCUCCUACACAGACUUCACUGAGCCCCACGGGGAGGGAUUUGCUACAGGUACCUCAUUUUCAACUGUGUGCUCCAUCGUCUCUCACUCUUUGGGUAUUGUCCUACUGUCGGUCUUUAUAUUUGUUCCCAUCUCCUGCAGGAAGAAGCUUCCCUGAUGAUGGGUUCUCUACCAGUGUAACAGAAUGUUGUUUGGAGUCAUUUUAUUGCUCUGUACAGUCACAGCUGCAGAUCACACAGUUAGCUGGUUUGGUAUUUCCCUUAUUUAUUUAUUUAUUUAUUUAUUUAUUUAUUUAUUUAUUUAUAUUUUUUGGUAGCAAGCAGAGUACUUCCUAAUAAUAUGAACACCAUUCAGUAUGAGUAAAGACUCAACUUCUUUUUUUUUUUUAAUUUAUUACGUAUUUUCCUCAAUGACAUUUCCAAUGCUAUCCCAAAAGUCCCCCAUACCCUCCCCCCCACUUCCCUACCCACCCAUUCUCAUUUUUUUUGGCCCUGGCAUUCCCCUGUACUGGGGCAUAUAAAGUUUGUGUGUAUGAUGGGCCUCUCUUUCCAGUGAUGGCCGACUAGGCCAUCUUUUGAUACAUAUGUAGCUAGAGUCAAGAGCUCCGGGGUACUGGUUAGUUCAUAAUGUUGUUGCACCUACAGGGUUGCAGAUCUCUUUAGCUCCUUGGAUACUUUCUCUAGCUUCUCCAUUGGGGGCCCUGUGAUCCAUCCAAUAGCUGACUGUGAGCAUCCACUUAUGUGUUUGCUAGGCCCCUGCCUAGUCUUACAAGAGACAGCUAUAUCUGGGUCCUUUCAGCAAAAUCUUGCUAGUGUAUGCAGUGGUGUCAGCGUUUGAAAGCUGAUUAUGGGGUGGAUCCCUAGAUAAGGCAGUCUCUAGAUGGUCCACCCAAAAACUCCUUCCAUAGGUGUUUUGUUCCCAAUUCUAAGAAGGGGCACAGUAAGACUCAACUUCUAAUGACAUGAACACUAUUCAGUAUGGGUGGAACUCAACUUCUCCAUGUUCAUCGAGUUAUAUGGAUGUUUUCUUCAGAAACAGGGUUUUACUAUCAGUUUGUGGAAAGCAACCAACCAACAGAGAUGGAAGUGGUCUAGGUUGCUUGGGGGUUUUUAUGGGACUCAUCUGGUCAAGAAAUCAUUUAGAUGUAACCCAUUCCUUACAUUGAAGGUUUCAUUUGCUGGCAAAGGGUGUCCAGUUGGGGAUUUCCCUCUCCCCAUUGUUUGUUGAUCCUGUUUAGUUUUCUUCCAUAUGCAAGUAUAUUUAAAGAAGCUUCUAUUGUGUAUUAGGUCUUCAUAUAAUUUCCUACCCCCAAGUGACUGUCAGUUUUAUCUGUCCCUUCCUUCAUUUCCUCCUUCUUAUAAUCUUUCUACUUCCUCUUUCACAGAGUUCCCUGAGCUCCAAGGAAGGGAUCUGAUGGAGAUACCCAGUUUAUAACAGAGUGUUUUAUGGUCUCACACUCUCUGCAUAUUGCCCAGUUGUGGGUCUCUAUAUUUGUUCCCAUCUCCUGCAGGAGGGAGCUUCUCUCCUUCUCCCCUCUUCCCACCCUGUCCCAUUUGAUGCUCCUAUUCCAUUCAUAACUGUCUAUCUUAAUUUUCUACAACUACCACCCACAAUUUCUUACUCUAUAUCUAAUCUGUCUUCCUCACGCUCACCCUCUUCCUCCAUCCCCCUCUCUUGUUACUUAAGAGCUAAGAUCCACAUAUAGGUAAAAUAAGUAAAUAUAACACUUUUAUUAACUUUUCUAUUUGUAUGUUUGAGAAAGUGUGUUUGUAUUAGGAUGUAAAGUUCUUUGGGUAUAUGCCCAGGAAUGUUAUUGCUGAAUCUUGAGGUAGAUCUAUUCACAGCUUCCUGAGGAGCUACCUCACUGAUUUCCAUAGUAGCUGUACAUGUUGGAAGUCAUAUCAGUAAUGGAUGAGUUUGUCACUUACCUAAUAUUUCAUUAGCAUGAGCAGUCAUUUGUUUUAUUAAUCUUGGGCAUUCCAAAAUCUCAAAGUCGUUUUGAAUAGUAUUUCCUUGAUGACUAAGAAUAUUGAACAGUCUUGAGGGUCUGUUCUUAAGCAUGACCUCAGAAUGCUUAAUAUGGAAAGAAGAAGAAGAAGAAGAAGAAGGAGGAGGAGGAGGAGGAGGAGGAGGAGGAGGAGGAGGAGGAGGAGGAGGAGGAGGAGAAAAUCUCAGUUUUUUAGAUGUCUUUAUGACACAUGCAUAAUGAAUAGAGCAAAGUUAGGAGUGAUGUAAAAAUCAUCUCCAUAUCUCCAUUAUUCUACAUUUCACAACUCACUGUUAUAGCUUGUUAUGGUAGUUUGAAUGUGAAUGGCUCCUGUCAUAGGUUUAUGGACUUGGUCCUCAUUUGGUGGAACUGUUUAGGAAGGAUUAGGAGGUGUGGCCUUGCUGAAGGAGUAUCACUGGGAGCAGGAUUUGGGUUUUUUAAACUCUCAUUCAGUUCCCAGUGUUCUCUCUGCCUUCUGCUUAUGAAUCAAGAUGUGACUUGUUAGCUAUACCCGCUGCCACACCUUUGCUCUGCCAUCAUGACCUCUAACCCUGAAAACCAUAAAGCAAGUUUCAAUGCUUUCUUGUUUAUGCUACCUUGGUCAUUGUGUUUUUUUACAGAAAAGUUACUAAUACACAAAUGAUACAAGGUGACUUAACAUUUAGAUCUCUUUGAAGUUAUCCAAGCAUAUUUAGAUAGAUGUGCUGAUAAGUAUAAAAAUGAUUAUGUUACCUUUCCUUUGCUAUGACAGGAUAAGGAAGAAAACCACAUAAGGAAGGAAGGAAGGGAGUAUGUUUAACUCAUCAUUUCAGAGGAUUCAGAAUUCACACACUUGUUCAUUACCUUUCUUCUGGGCUGUGAUGUGGUUGAGGGGACCUUGUGAUGAAGGGAUGACGGCCACCUCAUGCAAGACAUUUUGCAGAUUAAAGGGAUGGUGGAGAAAUAUACAAACAAACAAGCAAAAGAAGAGAGUAUUGAGGGGAGAACAAAAUGAAGCAAAGCUCUGGGAAAAUGAUAAAUCAUCAGGCAGUGCACACAGGGGCUUGUUUAUUUAGCUGGGUCUGGAUUUCCAAUAACCCAGAUCAUUUAUUAUAGUUUAUUAAACUACUAGCACAGUUCCCAUUGUUAUUUGAGAACUACUUCUCACUAGCUCCAUCUGGUGAUAACAGAGUUUUUGACUCAUGAGUCUUUGGUGGGAAGAAGCACUUUCCAUGGAAAUUAUAAAUUAAAUGAUGUAUAUAUAAAUUUAUAUGAAGUAGAUAUAAUUUAAAUGUAAUAUAUAUAUUACACACACACACACACACACACACAUAUAUAUAACUAAGUUAGUUUAGAAUCCUAGAAUAGCCACUAUGUUACAAUUCAUGUUUUAAAUUCUUUGAAGUUUUUUUUAUUCUUUCCUGAGAUGGGCUCUUACUAUGAGUUCCCGAAUCCCAGGCUGCUUCCUUGAACUCAAUCCUUCUGCAUCAGCCAUAUGAAUCUGGCACUGGGGUGAUAGACAUGUGCUUUCACCAUUGCUUUCAUAUUAAAUGAAAUAUUUGAUAAUGUGGAUGAACUGAAUAUGAGGUUGAUGCCCUUGUUGGACACCUUGAUAAGUGGCACUGAGAACAGCUGUGCAAUCAGGCAAACAAAGGCACAGCCUGUAAUACCGGCUAUUCUUACAGGUUUGCUGGCUUGAUACAAUGCCUUCAGAUUUUUAUUUACUUUCUUGUAUUUAAUAAGAAAAACUGUGUAUAUCACAUAAUCAGCUCUCUACAUAAAGACCAAACUAAUCAUGUGGUCAUGCUCUGCGCACUGUAGGUCCUCGUCAACAAUGUUAGAAUAACAUCUAUGAUUAUAAUUGUAAGCAUGCAAUCACCUUGGGAGCAGCUAUGAUAUCAAUAACUCUAUACCCAGGUCUGCUUGCCCAGUUCCCACACAUUGUUGAAGUGGGAGUCAUCAAACUGUUUUCAAAAGUGUGGGAGUCAAUGAAACAGCCAAAUGAAAGGUCACCCUCAAUCCAAAAGAAAAUCACAGAACUCAGAUUUAUGGAUUUCUUAAUAAGAUGUUUUAAAUUCAUGUUUUUUUUUUAUUUUUCACAUUCUAUCUUCUUCCAGCUUAACCGGAUGAAAUUAAAGAGAUAAUGAAAGGUAAUUUGCAAUUCAAAUCAUGUGGAAAAAAAGAGCUUGGGAUUUGAAAGGGGAAAGUUUGGCUAUGCCAGAAGGUAGUUUGGCUAGAGAGUUUCCAUUGCUGUGUGGGAACAAGAGUGUUCCUAAGUUUGGGGAUAUGAUACUUAGAAAAAAUGCAACACUGUAGAAAAAAACAGUAUGUGAAUGAGUGUUCAGAGACUAUUGAUGAGACUAUUGAUCACUAGAGCAGGCAGGGGCAUGUUGAUUUGUUGUUGAAGUUUCCAACUCAGUUACUCAGGAGAAGCUAAUAACUGACAAAAAAAACAAACAAACAAACAAAAAACCUCACAAAAACAAAACAAAACAAAACAAAAUAACAAAAGCCAAACUUCCAAGGGGCUGAAGUAGAAUAAAGUAGAAGCCAUCCCAUCCACUCUUUCUAACAGAACAACAGAACCUAAAACUGAAAUAGUUUCUGACGUUGCUUUAGACCAUAUGUCUUCAGAGUCUUAUAUUAUUUUACUCCUGUUAUUCUGAUUGCCUUUGGUGCCUUUUUUUUUAGAUCACAGACUUGUAUAGGACCACAGAUUUGGCAUAGAUCUCCAUAAAUGAUGGAAUUUUAAUGCCUCUCCCCUUGUUAAUAUGCCAUUCAAUGACCUAUCAGAAGGCACCCAACACCAAGCCUGGUGACCUGAGAUCAUGCCUAGAGCCACAUGGUAGAAGGAGAAAACUACAGUCUGCAAGUUUUACUUUGAAAUCUGAAUUACAACAUUGUACAUAAAUACACACACACAAACACACACACACAAAAAUAAAUACAUACAUGUAUGAAUAAAUACAGAUUAGCCCAAGUAACUGUUUAUGCUUUAUGAUCAUAUGCACAUUCCACUACAAAAAUGUUAAGUCCAAAAUGACUACUAAUAAAACACAUUUGAAAAGAAAAAGAAAUAAACAGAUCACUGCAUAUUUUAAAUGCUAAUCAGAAAUAUCCCAAGACUUCAGUUUCAGUGCAUAUUUACACUUUUAUUUGGGAACAGGGGUGGGGGAGGAUAUCCUUGUGUCUUUCAGUCCUUGAGAUAACAGAACGGAAACGCACUUGACAAUUCUGAGAGUAUAGUUCUGCUGCAGCCCCAUAUUGGAUCUGCCCAGUCUCCCAGGUGGAAUCUACACUUUCAAGAAAUGAAGCUUUACUAACAGAAGGUUCUUGCUUAACAUAAGAUGCAUCACAUCUGUUCUGCAGCGGUCCACACAUAAAAAAUACCAGCCUCCUACACCCACACACACCUUCUGCAGUUCUGUAAUAAGUCAGCAAGGAUGUGUCCAGAGGAAUGCAAACAUAUAAAAAAAAUGAAAAAAAAUAGCAGAACUCAUAAAUUUCAGAUAACUUUCUACUUUCAUUGUUUGCAUUUGUUACAUUUUGUCUUUGAUGUGAUAAAAAGAGAUUGAUAAAGACUGUUUUAUGACAGUUAGAGGGGCUGCAGACCAUCAUGGAGGGGGAGCCAUGGCAAAUAUAGUAGAAACAUGUAGAUGUAAGUUUUUGCAACCAUGUAGACCAGAAACCAGAGAACAUGUUGACGGAUAUCAUCUGGCUUACUCUGUUUUCCCAUUAACUCAUACCAGUCCGUGGGACAGAGAAGUGCACAUGUUAGGUGGGCAUGCCUUCCCCAUUAAAUGUGCCAUGAAACAUCCUUGUAGAUAUACCUAGGAAUGCUUCUUCUAGCUGAUUCUAUUUUUCAUGGACAUGUCAGUGAAGAUAAUGAUCACACUAUUUAAAAGUAUUGCUUGAUGUUGGAACACUAGCAAGUCAUGCAAGUUUCUGUAUGAUUGGGUAUAGUUAGGAAGAAUCACUUAAGUUGUGAAAUGUGACAUCAGAUACAAACUGAUUCAAUUGUAUCACACCUGUUUUGAUUAGCUUGGUGUUGGUCUAAUUUAUGAUAUUCUCCCAAAUGUUGGACCAAAUUGUUCUAAGUGGAUUUUUAUACUUAGGAUGUGAUUCCAUAUGUUAAAGGGGAGGUGAAUACUUAUAUAUUUAGUAAGUAUCUAGCAUCAUUUAUAUACUGAGCAGAUAGUGCAAAUAUUUUGCUUAAUAACACAUCAAGUAGAUUUUUCUUACAAUCUUUUAGUGGAGAAGCAAGUAAGACUUCAGAGGGUAGAAUACUUUCAAUUAGAAAAAUUAGAGAUCUGGUGAUAUUGCUCAAUGAUAACAUGUGAUGAGCAGGCAUAAAAUCCUAUGCUUAACCACUAGCAUAAAAAAAUUAAAAAGCCAUGGAAUAGUAAGUUAAAAACAAAAUGUGACAACUUCAGCUCCUUUUUCCUAUUGGCAGAAACAUGUGCUCUUCAAAGGAUCCUUGUGAUACUUCGGGACUUAAUAGGAGGUAUCUCCUGCAAACUUCCAUCCCAAUCUAUUGGCAGUAACAGUAGCUGGCCUUCUCCAUUUGUUCUUUUCCACAUCCCUGAUGGCUCUACCUGCCCACAUGCAUUUCCAAUAUCUGGCAUAAAAGCCCUGGUAUUUUUGCCAAGGGCAUCAGCACAGGAUUCUCCCAGUAUUUCCAAUAAGAAGUGGUUCCAACUCUAUUUAGAUGAAGCUGAAGCACUUCAAAUUUACUGAAAGGAGAAUAUAUCUUUUAUUCAAGCUCUAUUUUUAUGACUUAUACAGCUUUAUUUUUUUUCUCUUAGCAUACUUAUUGAUCUCUAACGUGAAAGACACCUUUAUGGUUGUAUAUAUGUUUAUAAAUAAUAUUGAGAAAACAAAAUAUUUUCUAACUUUAUUUCGGUUGAAGUGGUUUAUUUAAAUAAUAUUAAUACAAUUAGGAUGCAGUGUGAGAGUAAUGCUCUUCCAUCACAUACCCAAUGAUCUAUAAUGUGCUACCAUUCUUAGCUUUUCAGGUCUAGAUGUGGCAAGGGGUGGGGUCUUGAGACCAUCUGCCCCUCCAUGCAUGGAUGUUGGUUUGCUAAGUCUUAUGCAGUACUUAUUCAGGUAACCACAGGUGCUGUAUGCUAAUGAAUAUAAUUACUAUGUUAAGCCCAAAAGGGAGCAGUUCCCAGCACUCCUUCACACUUUUCUCUAUCUUUUAUAUAUUUUUAAAAACUCUUCUUCCUUGAUGAGCUCUAAUCCUAAGAGGAGAACUGACAUAUAUGGUCCAUUUUGGGCUGAUUACCUAGUCUCUUAUUCUCCUUACUUUUGACCAGUUAUGAUCUCUGCAUUUACUAUAGACUAUUACACAAAGAAACUACUCUGACUUCAAUUGAGAACAGCAUCGGUAUCCUAGAAUAAACAUAAAUAUUUCGGAGGCAAUUUGACAUCAUGAACAUUGAACCAAAACCAAAUUCUAACAUAGAAGUUCAGUCAUAAAGAAAAGUCAGUUAUCAGAUUUUCAGGUAAAUAGAUGGAACCUGAAAAAAAUUAAACGGUUAAGGUAACUCAGGCCCAGGAAGAACAUCCAUGCAUGGAGGGGCAGAUGGUCUCAAGACCCCACCCCUUACUGAGGAGCUCUUAGCAGAGGACCAUUUCUGAGAAAAGGAGAAUUCAUCUCUUGGAAGGAUUAUAAACUGAUAGGAGGAGACCAAUGCUCUUGUGGGUGGCCCUACACCCAUGAACAUUUGAAUAGCACGGACUGGGUUUAGCAGGUUAUCAUCAUCAAUUACAAGAUGACAUGAAGUGGUAACAGAACAUGUCUGUGAGGACAUGGCGAAAGUUUGAGGGUUGGGGUCAAUAUGAUCAUUAUAUUUCAUUGUAUUCUUACACUAUAAUCUAAAUAAUAAAGAAAAUGUUCAUAAAUAUUGCCAAGGGUUUAAAGACACACACACUUAGAGAAGAGAGAGAGAGAGUGAGAGAUAGAUAGAUAGAUAGAUAGAUAGAUAGAUAGAUAGAUAGAUAGAUAAUAGGGGAGGGAGAGAGAGAGAGAGAUCAGGUAUUUGAAUAUUUGAAUAUGAAUGUAAGAACAUAUCAACCUUGAUUGUUAUAUUGGAAAAGCUUUGGAUGUUGUAGUAGUUUGAAUAUGCUUGGACCAGCAUGUGGCACUAUUUGGUGGUGUGGCAUUGCUGGAGUAGGUGUGUCACUGUGGGCAAAGGCUCUAAUACCCUCAUCCUAAAUGACUGGAAGCUAGUCUUCUGCUAGCAGCCUUCUGAUGAAGAUGUCAGCUCCUCCUGUACCAUGCAUGCCUGGACUCUGCCAUGCUACUGUCUUGAUGAUAAUGGACUGAAUCCCUGAACCUGUAAGACAACUCCAAUUAAAUGUUGUCCUUAUAAGGGUUGCUUUAGUUAUGGUGCAUGUUCACAGCAGUAAACCACUAACUGAGACAGAUGUAGUAUAUAACUGUGUCAGAUAGUCCAAUUUUCUCCUGAAAUGCUUCUUUCUGGGAACAGCAUUGAGUUCUGUGGGAGAGUGGCAUAUGUGAUUUGUACAAGCUAAACAACAAGAUCUCCUGUUAACAUAGUUAAGAAAAUAGCUCUAAGAACGUUGGAGGGCUUUCUUUAAGAUUCCAGAGAAAACCCUGACACUGCUUAAGGCUUCAGUUGACUACAGUCAAUUGUGUGUGUGUGUGUGUGUGUGUGUGUGUGUGUGUGUGUGUAUGAAGAUGCCCAACCUCACUUUGAGAAUAGCCUGUGACAGGUUCAUUCAUAGUCAUCUCAAAAGCAGUCUCCAAUAAGUUGCUCAUGACAUAUGAAAUUUAUUGGGGCAGCAAGAGAAGUGUAUCUCCAGCUCUCAAAUACUCACUUGCAUUCCUGAAUUCUUUGGAAAAGGAUGUCUAUGAGACACUGAUAGACUUGGUGAGGGCAUGGGUUCUAGAGACUGUUGGCCAUUCCUCUCUGAUAAACUUCAAAGCCUCAAAGAGCAUGAAGUUGUGCCAUUCAAUGUUUGAAAAAUCAUCUAAUUCAAUUGAGAAUACUUUUUAAAAGUUUCUUGUAAAUCAUGAAAAUAUUACUCCAGUAAGCCAAUUAUUGAUAUAGAAUGCAGAGCAUACAUUGAGUACUACUCAGCUAUUAAAAAGAAUGAAUUUAUGAAAUUCCUAGCCAAAUGGAUGGACCUGGAGGGCAUCAUCCUGAGUGAGGUAACUCAACCACAAAAGAACUCACACGAUAUGUAUUCACUGAUAAGUGGAUAUUAGCCCAGAAACUUAGAAUACCCAAGAUAUAAGAUACAAUUUGCAAAACACAUGAAGCUCCGGAAGAAUGAAGACCAAGGUGUGGAUACUUUGCCCCUUCUUGGAAUUGGGAGCAAGGCACUCAUGGUAGGAACUACAGAGACACAGUUUGGAGCUGAGACGAAAGGAUGGACCAUCUAGAGACUGCCAUACCCGGGGAUCCAUCCCAUAAUCAGCCUCCAAACGCUGACACAAUUGAUACACUAGCAAGAUUUUGCUGAAAGGACCCUGAUAUAGCUGUCUCUUGUGAGACUAUGCCUGGGCCUAGCAAACACAGAAGUGGAUGCUCACAGUCAGCUAUUGGAUGGAUCACAGGGCCCCCAAUGGAGGAGCUGGAGGAAGUACCCAGGGAUCUGGGGGGAAUCUGCAACCCUAUAGGUGGAACAACAAUAUGAACUAACCAGUACCCCCUCCCCCUACCCAGAGCUUAUGUCUCUAGCUGCAUAUGUAUCAGAAGAUGGCCUGCGGCCAUCAGCGGAAAGAGAGACCCAUUGGUCGUGCAGACCUUAUAUGCCUCAGUACAGGGGAAUGCCAGGGCCAAAGGUGGGAGAGGGUGGGUGGGGGGGGGGACUUUUAGGAUAGUAUUGGAAAUUUAAAUGAAAUAAAUACCUAAAAUAAUAAUAAUUAAAAAAGACACCAUUAGUGAAAACGACAUUGUUUUUAUAAUUUUACAAAUGGAAUGCCCUGAUUCUCAGAUGACUAGACUUUUAUAUCUACUUAAUGGCAUGCUUUGUUCUUGGUGGUUAUAGAGAGAAUCCAACUUCAUGGAGAUGUUUAGUGGAUAAAAGGAAAAAUACUUUAAUGGUAUUUUUCAAAUAUCAAUAAUUAUUGUCUUAAGGUACAUGAAGCUUCAUCUAGUGACAGAUUUAAUAUGGUUAUUCAUGAUAAGAACAAUGAAGGUACAUCAAUGACUAUUUUCUAUUCUAAAACAUUAACUCUAUCCAUGUACUUUUUUCUUAAAAUAGGCUAUGUGACUGUUCAUACCCUUAUAGGGAUGUUAAGACAUUCUCAGCUUCUGAUGGGCAGUCUUCAGAUUGCUACCCUGAAGAACUAACAAAUAUUGACAAAGAUACUUAUUAAAUAUCAAAAAUCAUUUUUUUCAUGUCAAUAACCACCUUACUUUAAAAUUCUCCAAAUGUGAGGAAGCUGUCAGACACACAAUGACAAAUGCUUUCUCUUCCCUGGAAGCUCAGAUUUUAUCAUCAGCAAUGCUGUCAGGUGUGUUUCUUCAAGUAAACAGAUUCGUUUUGUUCAUUUUCAAGAAAAAUUCUGGCAAGUAUCUACAUCUGAAUAAUUACAAUUUGUCUUUCAAGCAAAAACAAUGUUUCAUGAGUAAAAUGUACACAAUACCUUAGAGCAUAAACAACCAUGAAAGUGAUUUUUUGGAAGAGAAUCAGCAGACCAGACAAUUCACAACAGUGAUGCCAGUGAUGCCUUAUUGAGAGUUUGGAUUUCACAUUAGAGAAUGUUAAGAUGCUUCUUCUGGGGCUCAGACAUUCAGUGUAGAUAUUUUUCUAUGCUUCUUCACGGGAAGUUAGUUAAUCUUGUACCUUUAAAGGGUCUGUAAAAUGAAUGCUAGCUGCUGUGGUUUGUGAUACCAUCUUGUCUUCUUGCUAAGAACCAAUUGUUUGAAACGCCAUGGAUUUUUCACAGUCAAUGCAAAUAUACCUGUAGUACAAUCCAUACAGCAUAUGAAAUUUAAAAUUAAAUGACAAUUUUAGUAUUUAAUGUAGCUUACAUUUAUUACCAAACAUUUAAAUAGAAGAUCUUUUUUUUUUUUUUUUUGCUGAUUCAUUCAUACUUAAUACUUGUGAAAUUCUAGUAAAACAUGAUGAACAACCACGUCUAUUCAGCUCUGGAGCACUCAAGAGCAGUGCUACACUGAUAAUGUGAACUCUACCCUCUUGUUUGUGCUAAAUCUCUAGUCCAGGAAUUGCUGUAAUUGUAAAUGUGUGGAUAUAGCAGAGUCCUAUUUCCCCUCAGUGAUCUCUGUCCAGCAUGCAUUCAGCAAAGCUGGGUUCUGCGGAUCUAUUGUUGAGUCUUUUUGUGUGUCUCUGUGUGUGUUUCUUAGGUAGCACAGUUGCUUACCCUUUGAGAUGCUUCAGUGACUUUCCCAUUUAUGGUUUGCUCAGUGAUAUCUAGCUUUUGAAAACAUAAUGAUGUCUAUGUGUAAAUAUCUAGGACUGGUUUCCAGAAUUCUUAAAUAUCUGACUCAGACUUGUACUAUUAUCAAAGGGCAUAGUAAAAUCAUCAUACAGUGUUUGUCUAAAUCCUUGUAAAAUCCAUUUGUAACAUCUGUUAGGCUGAAACACAUUUUCACAUAACUUCACUUUGUGUAGUUUCUAUGUCUUCCAUAAGUAAGAAUACUAUUUAACUGUGAUGUGUUCAUCCUUUCACCUUUUGAGAAGACUGUAUAGAUGCAGAGGAAGCUUUUAUUUUCAUUUUUCUAAGGAAAACAUCUGUUUUCACCAGAAGAGAGAUGUUAUAGGAACACAUUUUCUUCUGUUUUAAGGUAAACAAUUCAAUUGAGUCUUCUAACAACUGUACUUUAAAAAUAUGAGAAUUUAUAAAAGGUUUCAGUGUUUACAGAUAGCAAAUCAAGGACAUGGAGAAGCAGAUUUAAACAUGGGCAGAAAAUCUUAAUACUUGAUGUUUCUCAUGUAAAUGCAAGAGUAAGUUUUGCAGUUCAGCAAAGCACUAUAGUACCUAGACUACUGUGAUGUCACAGUUGCUACCAGGAAGAGCCCUGAAAACAGCAGGUGCCAGAAGGAAUGUGAGAUAAUUCCUAAACACAUGUAAAUUUGUAAGCAAAAGUGCUCCACCUUAAGGGCCUCUUUGGAAACACCAACAAAUGGCUUCUUUUUAUUUAUGUCAUCAUAUGGGAUUUGAUGCUCAUGACAUGCCAGGCAUCCUGUAGUUGCAUUCAUGGAUUAUGUCUGUUCGUAUAUGCAUGUAUGUACUGAACAAACUCACUUCAGAAAGGAGCCUAACUGAGUUAGAAAUACUGUAUAGAUACUGCUCUAAGAUUAACUACGAUGACAAAAGAAUCUGGAGAAGUUCUUAGGACGGUUUUAUAAGCCCACCUGCCAAGUUUAAACUUUCCUUAUGAUAGUUUGGACCAGAAUUGUCACAUGACAACGUGCACUUGUAAAAGGCUGAGUGAACAAGGCAUGACUGCAUAUCUGAGAAACAAAUGUCAGUGUGAAGUGAUCUUUCCCAGGGCACCUACAUUGAUGUGUUUACAGUAAUAGCCUAUCUAUGAGCCUGACCCUAUAUAUUGAUAGGAAUGUCUACAAACUUGCAAACACCCGUACAAAUAGAACAAUGAAGUAGUAAUAAAUUUCUGUACAUAUAUAAUUAUGUUUAAUCCAUUAACAUUAUUGGUACUCUGAAAUGCUGUAACUCCUGAAUAAACAAGUUACAUCAUAGAGUUUAAUUUGUCAUGAGUUCAUGUAACAGAAGUAGACUGUUAAUAAAAGCAUAAGCACAGAGAAAAAUGACUACAAUUUCUCAUAGAGACAACUACUACAAAAGAAAAUGAGAGACAAUGUGUUCUCUUCAAGAGGAAGCAAGAGUGGUGGGAAAAGACCAGGACACUCAGGCUCCUCUCUGGGGCACGUAAGGACCAAAUGGAAAGCUGUGAUUAGACCCUAAAGACAGUGGAACGCAGAGUGACCCUUAUGAGAUCAUUUGCAUAUUUAAAAUUGUUUCAUGUUUCUUCAUGAACAACUCAUUGUGAGAGACACCUGAGAGAGUAGACGCUGCUUAUUAUGUUCAACUUUACUGUGCAUCUACAUGAUAAUCUGUGUCGUUGCCCCCCAAACCAACCCUGAAAAACCAAUCAAUCUUUUUACUUUUAAAUUCAAUUCAGGCUCUUUCAAAUGUGGUUUUGAUUGCUUGGUUGCAGGUCAUAGGAGGAAUUUAUAAUUAUCAUUUGCCAAAACAGAACUGCAAAAACAAUUUUCCAUCAUUACCAUCAACAUUAAUCCCAUACAAGAGUAAGUUUUUAUUUGCCAGUACUAGCUGUCAUAGUAGCCUGGUGUAGUAUGAGUUAUGAAGAUGACAAGUGUUUCCCUUUGAACUGGAAGAUAGAACAUGGACUUAAUUUCCCCUAGAAUUAUAACCAUGUGCAGCUGAAAGCUUCUGGUCAUGGAGGUGAUGGUGCUCAUUAAUAAGAGACAUUGUAAAGACGAGGCCAAAGAGUCAAAAGGGGGAAUGAAUAAGAAAAAUCUACACACGUGAGGUGGAAAUCUUGCUAGAUACGUUUUUAUGCUGCUGCUGAAAAAUCAAACCCAUAGCUUCACCCGAAGUCUCCAACACCUCAAAAUGUCCUUCAAAUGACCUGUACCAUGCAUGUGUAUUCUUGACUUUAUUUUUAUUAUUACUUCUUGAGACAAGGCCUCACUUGCCUCAUAUAGCCCUGGAAAUUGCAAAGACUAACGUGCCCUUGAACUUGGAGUGACACUCCAACCUUCAACUCUGGAGUUCUGGAUUACACUCCCAUACAAUCUCGGCCUAAUCCAAAGCUUGAAUUUUCCAAAAAAAAUUUAAUUAGUUCCUAACUUUAACCCUAACUUUUUUCUAAGAAGAGUAAGUCUACUGGCAAGUAGACUAUUUAGUAGUGAAAACACAAGUAAUUUUACAUAAAAUGUAAAAUACAGGCAUUGAAUGUUUAUUGAAAAAAAUGAGAUGGCUAUUGAUGCUGAAAGAAGAAAAAUCACUACUGGCAAAUCAUAUAAUGUAAAUGAUAUAUACUCCCUUUUCCCAUGUUUUUGGAGGAGACUGUAUACAUGCAUUUUCUUUGUCCCAUAAAAUUUAAAAAAAAGUAUUAUCAUGUAUUUCUAAAAAUAAUGGUCCAUUAGUUAAAAGUGUCUUCGCCUUGAUUCAGCAUGCAUAAAUACAUUCUAGUAGUAUUUAUAAUAAGCUGAGUAAAAAUACUUGAUGCAAUUAGGGAAUACCAUGGUUAAUACUGCAUUUCUUACUGCCAUCAGACCAGUUCACAUAAAUAGCAAACAAUGAAAACCACUAAUGUAUGCCUGCAUAUGCAUGUUCAGUAUGUUCACAUACAAGGCCAUGAGCCUUUCAAGAUGUGGUCCACAUAGACACAGAUAUCAAGGAAAAUCACAUGGUCUUCAUAUGUACUCUUAAUUCUUGUCAUAAUAAAAUAGGACUUUUCAUACUGCAAAUCAACUUCAUCCUUGAAAGGUAUUUUACAAAAUAUUUUUAAAUCUUUAAGUUUUUUUUAUCCAGUACAAAUUUUAUUACAAAAACAAACAAACAAACAAGCAAGCAAACAAACAAACAAACAAACAAAAACAACACAUUAAACCCAACAGUUAAUUUUAAAUUACUCAAAGUUUCUACUAGUAUACCAGAGCCAUUGGUAACUUUACCACAGGUAAGAGAAAAUUCAAUUCAAACAGGCCAGACUCUAUGGACAUAUACUGUUUCAAAUCAGAGAAAUGUUCCUUAUAUGGGUUGCAUUUCAUUCAGCUUGUCUUCACAGUUGGUAAGGUCUGACCUUCAGGCCUCUCAACAAUGAAGUGGUCCACUGCAAAUGAUUUCAGAGGAUUUACAUCGUAAAGGAAAUGCUCCAAAUGCCUUUUGUAUUCAUGGGGAAAAAUUCUUUGAUGCCCUAUUCAGACUCACAGCAUGGGCUGGGUUCUUAUGUUACAACCAAAACCAAGAAAUGGGAAUGAGGAUCUAGGUUUUGCCUUUUAACAAGGACAUUUAGAAAACUUAAGAUAAGUCCAACUUCCCAUGAUUCAUUCAGACAAGCAAAAAGGGAGGGGUCUGUGAAACUAGGUUCACAGAGAAAGAUAGGAGAAAAAGUUGUUAACUUUACAAAGUAGAAUUGAGGAAUACUAUAAAAGACAGCAUCAUGAGAGCCAGAGAUGGCAGGAAAACAUGUUUUUUAUCUAGAAGAAAAGGGUUGUUUUCACUUUGAUGCAUGAAGUCUGAGCUGUUAAAACCCCAGGCAAGAAUGUUUUUCAACAAUGGCAGAAUCCUUUGAACUAGAACAUAAAUUAUAUCUGUAAUAUAUGGAAGUGACUCAAACCAUGACUUACCUGUGGAUAUACCUUAAAAAAAA